AGCGUCUCCCGGACGCCAUGCGGGCCUCUGCCCCCCAGGCCCCGCGGGGCGCCAGUCUGGACGCGGCCACCGAGCUGAUCUUCUACGUGAACGGCCGCAAGGUGACAGAAAAAAAUGUUGAUCCUGAGACAAUGCUCUUACCAUAUCUGAGGAAGAAGCUCCGAUUCACAGGAACAAAGUAUGGCUGUGGAGGCGGGGGCUGUGGUGCCUGCACAGUGAUGAUAUCACGAUAUAACCCCAUCACCAAGAAGAUAAGACAUUAUCCAGCCAAUGCCUGUCUGACCCCCGUCUGCUCUCUGUAUGGAGCUGCCGUCACCACCGUAGAAGGGAUAGGAAGCACCAAGACCAGGAUUCAUCCGGUUCAGGAAAGAAUAGCCAAAUGCCACGGCACCCAGUGCGGGUUCUGCACCCCAGGGAUGGUGAUGUCCAUCUACACCCUGCUGAGGAACCAUCCAGAACCCACGCUGAAUCAGCUAACUGAUGCCCUUGAUGGUAACUUGUGCCGGUGCACUGGAUACAGACCCAUAAUCGAUGCCUGCAAGACUUUCUGUAAAACUUCUGGCUGCUGUCAAAAUAAAGUAAAUGGAGUUUGCUGUUUGGAUCAAGGGAGGAAUGGAUUACCAGAAUUUGAGGAAGGAAAUAAGGUAAGUCCAAAGCUCUUCUCAGAAGAGGAGUUCCUGCCAUUGGAUCCUUCUCAGGAGCUGAUAUUUCCUCCUGAGCUAAUGAUGAUGGCUGAGAAACAACCACCACGGACCAGGGUGUUCCAUGGUGAGAAGAUGAUAUGGAUUUCCCCAGUGACUCUGAAGGAACUUCUAGAAGCUAAAGCCCAGUAUCCUCAGGCCCCUGUUGUCAUGGGGAACACUUCUGUGGGUCCUGACGUGAAAUUUAAAGGUGUCUUUCACCCAGUUGUGAUUUCUCCUGAUAGAAUUGAAGAGUUGAAUGUUGUGGAUUGUGCACAUAAUGGGCUGACCUUAGGUGCCGGCCUCAGCCUGGCUCAAGUGAAGGACAUUCUGGCUGAUGUGAUCACGAAGCUUCCAGAAGAGAAGACACAAACAUUCCGCGCACUCUUGAAGCACUUGGGAACUCUGGCUGGGGCCCAGAUCAGGAACAUGGCUUCCUUAGGGGGCCACAUCAUGAGCAGGCAUCUAGACUCAGAUCUGAAUCCCCUCCUGGCCGUGGGCAACUGUGCCCUCCAUGUGCUAUCAAAAGAAGGAGAACGACAGAUCCCUUUGAACGGGCAGUUUCUCAGGAAGUGCCCCAGUGCAGACCUUAAGCCCGAAGAAAUCUUGAUCUCAGUGAACAUCCCCUACUCCAGGAAGUGGGAAUUUGUGUCAGCUUUCCGACAAGCCCAGCGGCAACAGAAUGCGCUCGCGAUAGUCAACGCGGGAAUGAGAGUAUUUUUUGGAGAUGGAGAAGGCAUCAUUAGAGAGUUGUCCAUUUUCUACGGGGGUGUGGGGCCGACCACCAUCUGUGCAAAGAAUUCCUGCAAGAAACUCACUGGGAGGCCCUGGAAUGAAAAGAUGCUGGAUGAGGCUUGCAGACUACUUCUGGAUGAAGUGUCCCUUCCAGGCUCGGCUCCAGGUGGGAAGGUGGAGUUCAGGAGGACACUCAUUGUCAGCUUUUUCUUCAAGUUCUACCUGGAAGUGUCACAGAUUUUGAAGAGGAUGGACCCCGUUUACUGUCCUAGCCUUGCAGACAAGAAUGAGGACGCUUUAGAAGAUCUUCAUUCCAGACAUCGUGGGCAUCAAUUAAUGUACCAGAAUAUAGACCCAAAGCAGCUUCCUCAGGAUCCAAUUGGCCAACCCAUCAUGCAUCUGUCUGGCAUCAAGCACUCCACAGGGGAAGCCGUGUACUGUGAUGACAUGCCUGCCGUGGACCAGGAGCUUUUCUUGACUCUUGUAACAAGUUCAAGAGCUCAUGCUAAGAUAGUGUCCAUUGAUGUGUCAGAAGCACUCAGCCUGCCCGGUGUGGUGGAUGUCAUUGCUGAGGAACAGCUUGAAGGACUAAACUGCUUCAACUCCUUAACCCAACCGGAGAAACUCCUAGAGACAGAUGAGGUAUCCUGUGUGGGCCAGCUUGUCUGUGCCGUGAUUGCAGAAUCCGAGGUCCAGGCAAAGCGAGCUGCAAAAAAAGUGAAGAUUGUCUACCAAGAUUUGGAGCCUCUGAUCCUAACCAUCGAGGAUGCCAUACAGCACAACUCCUUCUUUGAAGGGGAAAAGAAACUGGAAUGUGGAAAUGUUGAUGAAGCAUUUAAAGUGGCUGAUCAAACUCUUGAAGGUGAAAUACAUAUGGGAGGUCAAGAACACUUUUACAUGGAAACCCAAAGUAUGCUUGUGGUCCCCAAAGGAGAGGAUCAAGAAAUAGAUAUCUAUGUGUCCACACAGUAUCCCAAAUUCAUACAGGACAUGGUUGCUUCAACCUUGAAGAUCCCAGCCAACAAAGUCAUGUGCCAUGUAAAGCGUGUUGGUGGGGCAUUUGGGGGGAAGGUGGUCAAGACCAGCAUUUUAGCAGCCAUCUCAGCAUUUGCUGCCAACAAACAUGGUCGUGCAGUCCGCUGUGUCCUAGAACGAGGAGAGGACAUGCUAAUAACUGGAGGUCGCCACCCUUUCCUUGGAAAGUACAAAGUGAUAGAGCACGGACUUCUGAAACUGGACAAUGCUUACAAGUUCCCAAACCUUCGCUGCCGAGGGCGGGCCUGCAGAACCAACCUUCCAUCCAACACCGCCCUGCGUGGCUUCGGCUUUCCCCAGACCGGCUUCAUCACGGAAUCCUGUAUCAUGGAAGUUGCAGCUAAAUGUGGCUUGUCCCCAGAAGAGGUCCGAAUGAUAAACAUGUACAAGGAGAUUGAUCAAACACCCUACAAACAAGAGAUCAAUGCCAAGAACCUGGUCCAGUGUUGGAAGGAGUGUAUGACUAUGGCUUCUUACUCCUUGAGGAAAGCAGCUGUGGAAAAGUUCAACUCGGAGAAUUACUGGAAGAAGAAAGGGCUGGCCAUGGUCCCCCUGAAGUUUCCUGUUGGUGUUGAAUCCCUUGCCGCUGGUCAGGCUUCAGCCCUGGUGCACAUUUAUCUAGAUGGGUCUGUGCUGGUGACUCACGGUGGAAUUGAAAUGGGGCAGGGGGUCCACACGAAAAUGAUUCAGGUGGUCAGUCGUGAACUAAGGAUGCCACUGUCCAAUGUCCACCUGCGUGGAACAAGCACCGAAACCAUCCCCAAUGCGAAUCCUUCUGGAGGUUCCGUGGUGGCGGAUCUCAAUGGCUUGGCGGUGCAGGACGCUUGUCAAACUCUUCUAAAACGCCUUGAACCCAUCAUCAGCAAGAAUCCUCAAGGCACUUGGAAGGAAUGGGCAGAGGCUGCUUUUAAUGAAAGCAUUAGUCUAACAGCCACUGGAUACUUCAGAACUAUUACAGUGAUCUACGGGAAAACAUUCCAUCCAUACUCAGUCAGAAUCUUCUUUUUCUACCCUCUUUGUCAGAAUCUUGCUCAGAUUGAAGGUGCCUUUAUUCAAGGCAUGGGACUUUACACAAUGGAGGAGCUGAAUUAUUCUCCUCAGGGUGUCCUGUAUACUCGUGGUCCAAACCAGUAUAAAAUCCCUGCAAUCUGCGACAUCCCCACAGAGUUGCAUAUUUCUUUGUUGCCUCCAUCUGAAAACUCAAAUACCCUGUACUCAUCUAAGGGUCUGGGAGAGUCUGGCGUCUUCCUGGGAUGUUCGGUGUUUUUUGCCAUCCAUGACGCCGUAAACGCGGCACGUCGGGAAAGAGGCCUAACUGGGCCCCUGAAGCUCAAUAGUCCGCUCACCCCAGAGAAGAUUAGAAUGGCCUGUGAGGACAAGUUCACAAAAAUGUUUGAGGUGGUGACUCAGAGCCUUUGCCCUCCCCCGACUUGCUCCCCAUUUCUCAUGCUGAAACUCCAGGGCCGUCCCGUGCUGGAACAACCCAGAAUCAUUGCCGUCAGCAUCUCGGGCACAGCCAAGGCGGUCAAGGUGCAGCUGAGUGGUGUAGCCGGUUUUCAGAAUAUUCGUGAUGGCAUCUCGCUGUCAGGGCUGCGCUUAGAUGUGGCCACAGCCAGCCCACGCAGAACGUCCUUGCCACCCGACCCUCCCCACAGACAAGAUGCAGACAAUUCUUCCGGAACCCUGGCUAGACCUAGACAGCACUUCAGAACACGGCAGCCGGGCUCCACCUACCAUUGGAGAAAUAAACCCUUUCUUAAAGGACGAAGGUUUAUCACCACGCAUAAAACUCUGAAAAACCAUCCCUCACCCCAAAGAGUUCCCAAAUACCUUGAGGACAGACUGGAGGAACAGCAGUGUGUGCUCUUCAAGGCCUCCCUGUGCUGCCCUGUCCGGUCCUUCCAGGACUCACAGGCUGCCUCCAUCAGUGAAGGCGGUGCCUUUCAGACACUUGCCCUUGGCUUCCACCAGGAUACCAGCUCGGGGCGGCUGUGGACACGAAUCUGUCAGUCUUGCCUUGCACUUAUCCAGCAGGGCAGACUCCUCAUCGGGACACAAGGAAUGACCUUCCUGGUCUGGGCAGAGGUGGUUCAUGUUCCUGGAAAAACUUUAUAA
Messenger RNA from Condylura cristata (star-nosed mole), 4565 nucleotides. RefSeq names its product aldehyde oxidase-like. The transcript has 38 exons. The record is from RefSeq and is a predicted model, not a curated record. Lineage: Eukaryota; Metazoa; Chordata; Mammalia; Eulipotyphla; Talpidae. Bases 18 to 4565 code for a protein of 1515 amino acids. Gene Ontology annotation, molecular function: 2 iron, 2 sulfur cluster binding; iron ion binding; oxidoreductase activity.